GGAGGAGGAGGAGGAGAGAUGAACCGCUUCCAGCCCAGGAUCGCGCUGCUGCUGUCGCUGCUGUGGGAGUGCACUGAGGCCAAAAAGCAUUGCUGGUACUUCGAAGGAUUAUACCCUACAUAUUAUAUAUGUCGCUCCUAUGAGGAUUGCUGCGGCUCAAGAUGCUGUGUGAGAGCUCUCUCUAUCCAGCGGCUGUGGUAUUUCUGGUUCCUUUUGAUGAUGGGAGUUCUGUUCUGCUGCGGAGCUGGCUUCUUUAUCCGAAGGCGGAUGUAUCCUCCUCCACUAGUAGAAGAGCCUACUUUUAACGUGUCUUACACCAGACAACCAGUCAACGCUGCAUCAGGGUCACAACAGCCCGGCGUGCCGUAUUACACAGAUCCAGGUGGGCCAGUGAUGAACCCCAUGGCUAUGGCUUUCCACGUCCAGCCCAAUUCCCCACAAGGAAACCCGGUUUACCCUCCCCCACCAUCCUACUGCAACACACCACCUCCCCCCUACGAGCAGGUGGUGAAAUCCUCCACGUGAGGACUCUGGCUCUCUGAUCUGACUGUGGGAGAAGAAGGUGCCAUUGCAAAAUGCCCGAGAGGGAGGGCAGCUGCCCUUUGAACACUUGCUAGCUCUCCAAGUCCUCUCUCCCUCCCCUCCCUGCACCUUUCCUCAUUAAACUUACUUGCAAAGGGGUAAUUCUUUUUCCUUUUUUUUUUUGGGUUUUUUUUUAGUAGAAGUGGAUUUUCUUUUUCUUUGUCUUCAAACUGAGAGAAGUUGUCUUUGUAAUGCUUUUAAUGGAAACCUGUAUUUAAA
Molecule: messenger RNA, 801 nt
Organism: Pogoniulus pusillus (Red-fronted tinkerbird)
Lineage: Eukaryota; Metazoa; Chordata; Aves; Piciformes; Lybiidae
Gene: VOPP1
Product: VOPP1 WW domain binding protein
Exons: 5
Coding region: 19-525 (168 amino acids)
Cellular component (GO): cytoplasmic vesicle membrane
Source: RefSeq, a predicted model, not a curated record